GUGUUGUCCGUGGCUACCCCACGUCAAGACAACAGGCCGCCCAGCGCACGAUCCUCUCUCCACGCUCACUUCUCUCCAAUGGACAACCCGCUAAACAACAGUCUACCCGCCAUAGCCUGAGCUUUUAGUAAAUCACGUCUGUAUAAGGGGAAACAAAUCGAUCGGAUAGAAAGUAUACACUUCACGGAGAGGUUACGUACAAGGCCCGGCACGUGCAUUUGAGAAGGGAACUCCAGAGGAUUUUUGUUUCACGAUCUCAAACGAGGUAUUUUUCAACAUAAUAUCCCCCAGGUUGUAAUGAUUAGCUGAGGUUGUUUAUUAUUUGAAGAUCAACCUUCAUCAGCGGCAAUCCACGGAGAUCUUUAUUGACUGGCAGUGUCUGGGGAGGAAAAAGAAAAGAGACAUUCGGCUGCUCGGUGGAUUAUUUUUGUGGUGGGACGAUCAAGAUUUUGGAAAUUCGAACCCGCAAAAAUUUCUGGUCAACUUGGCGAGGCUUGGCUUGGAUUUGGCACUUCGUACAUCGCAGACUCGUCUUACUAGUUUCUUCGGCCUGUCUACAACAAUCACAAGAGCAUCAACAUUGUCUUGAAGACCUAGAGAAGACAGAAGAUCGGCCAGUAAGGAGGGUUGCCGCCUGGAUUGGAGAAGAUUCGAACCCAGCAUUCCUGAUUCGCAGUCUGGGACGUCCGUGAAAGAAAUCUUGUUUGUAGGAGAUUCCCACCGGACAAGCUUUUUAUUAGUCGGAUGAUCCACGGUUCCCAGACGCAGGAAAUCUUCACAAUUCGGCGUUCAGACUUUGUUGAGGGUGUUUCCAGGGGGAUUAGCAGGUGAAAAAGCCGUUCUGGUACGCGAUUGUGCCCGGUUUGUUCCACCAGGCGAGUCGAGAGGCACUCCACUCGGUCCUCAGACGCUAUAGACGCAUCUGGUGAGAUUUCAGCAUGGGGCUCAGGUGACAAGACCAGGAUUUUGCCGCGAUGGAAAAAUAUGAGAACUUGGGUUUAGUGGGGGAGGGCAGCUACGGUAUGGUCAUGAAAUGUCGGCACAAAGACACAGGACAACUGGUCGCCAUCAAGAAAUUCUUGGAAAGUGAAGACGACAAAAUGGUGAAAAAGAUCGCCAUGAGAGAGGUUAGGAUGCUAAAGCAACUACGUCACGAAAACCUUGUGAAUUUGAUAGAAGUUUUCCGGAGAAAGAAGAGACUAUAUCUAGUAUUUGAAUUUGUGGACCACACAGUUCUAGACGAUCUAGAACGAUAUCCAAACGGACUGAACGAAACUCACGCCAAGAGGAUAUUGUGGCAAGUGUUGAAAGGAACAGAAUUCUGCCAUAAUCACAACAUCAUCCACAGAGAUAUCAAACCAGAAAACAUCCUAGUUUCCAAGUCAGGGAUAGUCAAGCUGUGUGACUUCGGUUUCGCGCGGACGUUAGCCGCGCCGGGAGAGGUCUACACGGACUACGUCGCCACGAGGUGGUACCGAGCGCCGGAGCUGCUAGUAGGGGACACCAAAUAUGGCAGGGCUGUUGAUAUCUGGGCGGUUGGUUGUCUGUUAGCCGAGAUGUUGACGGGAGAGCCUCUGUUUCCAGGGGACUCCGACAUCGACCAACUUUACCACAUCACCAAGUGUUUAGGAAACUUGACCCAGAGACACCGAGAGAUUUUCCACAAAAACCCGCUCUUCGUCGGGAUGAGGUUACCUGAGGUCAAGGACGUUGACCCGGUGGAAAAGAAGUUUCCCAAGGUCAACCCGAUGGCCGUGGACCUCAUGAAGCAAUGUCUCCAGCUGGAUGCAAACGACCGUCCCAGCGGCACUCAUCUGCUCAAGCACAAGUAUUUCCAGAAGGACAACUUUGCUGAGAAGAUUCAGGCUGAUCUCAAGUCCAAAAUACAGAAGGAAUACCAGAACAAUCCACUGCUGAGUAAGGAAGAGUCAGCAGACGGGGAAGGAGACAGAAAAGCCAAGAAGGCGAAAAAGAACAAGGAGAAAGAAAAGGAGAAAGAGAAAGAGAAGGAGCGGGAAAAGGAAAAGGAGAAGGAAAAGGAUGAUCACCAAGAUUCAAAAGAGAACAAGGAAAGCAAGACGACAAUGAAGGAUGCCGGCGUCCACGACAAGCCCAAGAAAAAGCUUUCCGAGGGGGAAAAGUUCAACAAGAAAGCCACGCCACCCCCUAAGAAAAACACCCCACCCCCCCAGAAGUCCACCCCUCCCCCCCACACCACCGCGGCAGCAACGAAAACAACGGCGGCCUCGCACACGGAAGCCAAACCCGCAACUCAGACUGCUGUGACAAAAGACGUGUACAGAGUCACGGAUAACACGGACGCAGAAAGCGUGGUAACCGUGCACACGGACUCCCCGCGCGUGCCUGGGCACCACGGGUCCAUGCUAACUACGCCCAUUCCCCCCAUUCCCGGUCAGGGCACCAAAAUGAGCCAUAGCUACGCGGCAAACGUGGCGUCAACUCUCCAGAGCCAAGCCUCCAUCAACAACUUGAGCAUGGGGAUGGGCGGAGGCAUGUCGACAGGGCCACCACCAUUGAGUGCUUGGAUGAGGGAUCUGAACAAUAUGAGAGUAAAUGAGAAGAAGAAAUCCCACAAUCCCUACAAAAAGCCAGCGCAGGCCCCUCCUCCUCCAAACCACCACAGCACCACCAUAUCAGGAGGCUCCCAGGCACAGCAGUCCUAG
Molecule: messenger RNA, 2684 nt
Organism: Branchiostoma belcheri (Belcher's lancelet)
Lineage: Eukaryota; Metazoa; Chordata; Leptocardii; Amphioxiformes; Branchiostomatidae
Product: cyclin-dependent kinase-like 4
Exons: 12
Coding region: 975-2684 (569 amino acids)
Biological process (GO): protein phosphorylation
Cellular component (GO): nucleus
Molecular function (GO): ATP binding; cyclin-dependent protein serine/threonine kinase activity
Source: RefSeq, a predicted model, not a curated record